This is a messenger RNA of Scophthalmus maximus (turbot), 988 nucleotides long. It is a transcript of the gene mrpl22, whose product is annotated as mitochondrial ribosomal protein L22. The transcript is spliced from 7 exons. The record is from RefSeq and is a predicted model, not a curated record. Gene Ontology annotation, cellular component: mitochondrial large ribosomal subunit; ribosome. Gene Ontology annotation, molecular function: structural constituent of ribosome. Gene Ontology annotation, biological process: translation; ribosome assembly. Lineage: Eukaryota; Metazoa; Chordata; Actinopteri; Pleuronectiformes; Scophthalmidae. The coding region runs from base 85 to 702 and encodes 205 amino acids.
AAACAAACUUCGCGGUUAGUGCCGGUUAACGCUGUAAACAUCACGAACGUAAAGCGAACACGACAGUGUCGUGAAGAUUCCAACAUGGCGACUGCAAUGACAGGACGCGGUGUCGCUCUCAUCAGGAACAUGUCCGCUGUGUUUCACUGGAGACUGCAGGUCCGUCCUCAGCAGCUCUCGUGUCUCCACACCAGCGCCUCCCUGGAAUCUAAAGAGUGGGAGAAGAAGAACAAGAAGGUGUUUCCUCCUCAGCUGCCGGACGAGCCUCGCAGACCCGCAGAGGUCCACCACAGCAGGAGGCAGAUCAAGUACAGCAAAGACAAGAUGUGGUACCUGGCAAAGAUGAUCCGAGGGAUGAGUGUGGACGAGGCCGUCGCCCAGCUGGAGUUCAACGACAAGAAAGGGGCGAGGAUCAUGAAAGAGGUUAUUCUUGAGGCGCAGGAGAUGGCAGUGAAGCAUCACAACGUUGAGUACAAAUCCAACCUGUAUGUCGCGGAGUCGUACUCGGGCAAGGGGACGUACCUGAAGCGGAUCCGGUACCAUGGCCGCGGGAUGUUCGGCAUCAUGGACAAAGUUAACUGCCACUACUUCGUCAAGCUGGUGGAGGGUUCGCCUCCGAAGACGGAGGAGAGGACGAGCCUGGACCAUGCCAAAGAGUACGUCCAGCACCUGAAGAACAGAACCAUCAUCCACAGUCUGUAGUGUGUGUGUGUGUGUGUGUGUGUGUGUGUGUGUGUGUGUGUGUGUGUGUGUGUGUGUGUGUGUGUGUGUGUGUGUGUGUGUGUGUGUGUGUGUGUGUGUGUGUGUGUGUGUGUGUGUGUGUGUGACAUUUGUAAAUAAAUAAAUGAUUGACCUGAUGAUGUUGUCUUCUAGCGUUUAUAUUUUUGUCUUAUAUUUUACUGUAACACAGACUGCAGUUUCAUGUAGAACCACGAAGACGAGUCAGACAAACGUCAGAUAAUAAAUGUGGAAGCGAUUAUAAACAAAA